AUUUUUGUGGCGUCGGCUUUUAAAAUUACGAUUUGCGUAAGAAAAACAAUAUCCAAGGCGCGUAUUAACGGUGAAUGUUGGGCAAAAUGGACCGCAGAAAGAAGCGCACAUCCUCUGAACAGUACCAGAUGUACAUAGACAUGAUGGAGGCCGACUCCAUUUUCGCCACCGGACGGGUGCCGCGCGAUUAUGAUCUUAACUAUUUGACAAAAAAAUGGAAGGAGCUUUCCGACAGGCUAAACAAAUGCAGUUCGGGUCCCACACUGACGGCCGAGGAGUGGCGGAAGCGGCUGAACGAUUGGAAGAACACCACAAGGUGCAAGUACAGACGCAGCCUGAUGGCCACCGAGAAGGACAUUUCGAUGACGACGCUCGAGAACAGAGCCCUCGAUCUGUUUGGCAAGGUGCCCAGCACAACGGGCGAGACGCUGCUGAAUCUUAAGUCUGAGAAGGACGAUGGCGAUGAUGAGAUUGAGGAAAUUGGACAGCGCACAUCGGCCGCGUUUCAAAAGGAGCUCCAAGCUGCCGUCGAGGAGGCAAUCAACGAUGAAGUAGAUGACGUAGAUGAUAUGCUCGAAGAACACGUCGAACAGGAAGAUAUUAUCGAUGAUAAUCUGGCCGACAAUAGCGGCGCCAUGGAGAGUUCGAGUGCUGCCACAACUGCUGUAAAUACGGGGGGUGGUACUUACCGCACAAUCGUGGUUGACAACACGUCCUUUGAGCACGUGGAAGAUCCGCAUCCCGUUGAGUUUGUGACCGCCCGUCGUACGCCCGCUUCUAGCAAUUCCAGCGUCCAUGCAGUCAUUAAUUCCGGCCCCGUCGUGGAAACCAAGCUCAUCAAUGGCGAACUACCCGUGAAGCGAUUACGCACCCAGACCCGGCCUGAUCAGAUCAUCUACCAUGUCAAGAAUGCACCGAGAUGCAUCUCAAACAUACAGGACGUGCCGCCUCUGCUCAGUACAAAGGUGGAGAGAGAUACCACAACAUUGAGCGCCGCCCUUAGUAGCCAGGAUGGCCAGCAGAUAGCACACCAGCUGAAGCGUCUGGCCGACAUCAACUACGAGACGCUGCAGUUCGAGAUCGCGCGCUUCAAGUUCAACAAUCCGGGUUUCCAAUACAAUCCGCCGUCCUUAUAG
Drosophila persimilis is the source of this 1136-nucleotide messenger RNA. RefSeq lists its product as uncharacterized. NCBI's taxonomy places the organism in Eukaryota, Metazoa, Arthropoda, Insecta, Diptera, Drosophilidae. The record is from RefSeq and is a predicted model, not a curated record. Bases 75 to 1136 code for a protein of 353 amino acids. The transcript has 3 exons.